AUGGGGACGCGAAAGGUCUUUUCCGUACAGCUAGGACUGCAAUUAUCUAUCGUCAAGUAUAAGGCGCUGGUCCGUCGACUUGCACGUAUAGGCCUGGUGCUAUCCAACCUCACAACACCGCUCAAAUCAGCGAUAAGACUUGAAAUUCCCGUCAUGCUUACUUUGCAUCAAUUCACGCUUUUCAUGUCUUCUGUGUUUCUCCUUCCACUACUAGUGUCGUCACAUCCUGUUCUUGUAAACUAUCAAUCAUCUACGCCAUCUCAUGAAACCGUUCCUAAGCAAGUCGCAAAUGCUCAAAUAACCCUGGGGGUGUUCUCGAAUUCUACCAACCCCGAUUUGCACACUCUACAAGCCCUGUACGAUGGCAAUCAGAAAUUUCGGGAGAGUGCCGAUUUUCAAGCAGAUGAAGCAGAGGAUGAAAGUCCCUCUUUCAUGUUUCUUAGCUGCUCUGACAACAGAUGGAGCCCAAACUCUAUCUUUAGUACACCUGCAGGAUCUAUCAUUACGCAUACGAAUAUUGCUAACCAAUAUUCACACCGAGACGCAAGUGUAAAUUCUGCCAUUGCAUAUGCCGUAGAGUCUGUUCAUGUUCAACAUAUCAUUGUUCUUGGACACUACGGGUGCAAAGGUGUCGAGACAGCUAUAACGGAAUCGAGCAAAAUCAGUCGCCUGGUUAGAAAAUGGGUCAGACCUAUAUCCGCCAUGUAUGCCAUUUCCAGAAGGCAGGAGAUUGUGAUUCUUCGUGACUCUCGAAAGCCUCGAAGGGGUCAAGACGAUGGGAUCAAGACAGCACCUCCCGCAUCUGACCCUGGCUUUCGAGCUCUCGUCGAAGAGAAUGUCAAACGUGGUGUCAAAGAACUUCGCACCAACACCGCUAUAACUCAGGCUCAUGCAAGGCAUAUCAAAACCGCAAAAAAUGAGGACAUAGACGUCUUUGUACAUGGGUUUGUCUAUGAUGAAAGUACAGGGGAGGUUCAUAACCUUAACAUUUCUUUUGGACCCCCUGGCAAGACAAUCCCCUCUGUUCCAUUCAAGGCCCUUGCGACUGCAAGAAAUUUUCACAGAGAUCAUGAUCGUCCUGGUAUCUCCAAGGGCAAGACCUGGGAUUUUGGUGCCCACUAA
Psilocybe cubensis is the source of this 1122-nucleotide messenger RNA. RefSeq lists its product as uncharacterized. The coding region runs from base 1 to 1122 and encodes 373 amino acids. Gene Ontology annotation, molecular function: zinc ion binding; carbonate dehydratase activity. Lineage: Eukaryota; Fungi; Basidiomycota; Agaricomycetes; Agaricales; Agrocybaceae. The record is from RefSeq and is a predicted model, not a curated record. The transcript is spliced from 7 exons.